Molecule: messenger RNA, 999 nt
Organism: Amphimedon queenslandica
Lineage: Eukaryota; Metazoa; Porifera; Demospongiae; Haplosclerida; Niphatidae
Exons: 4
Coding region: 44-838 (264 amino acids)
Source: RefSeq, a predicted model, not a curated record
GUUUGAUCAAAUCUAUAACAGAACUGACAGUACUGUUCUAAAGAUGAAUAAAGUCUUGCUCCUUGCUUUCCUUGUUUUCUUGAUUAAAACCAGCUACUGUGCUCGCACUGGUGAUGAUACAGUAGAUGAAAGGGAAGAUGCAGAAGAUAGCUUCCAAGAAACUGAUGAUCUAAAGUCAGAGUUAACUGAUACAGAAGUAGCAGAGACAAAAGUUAAAGAUCAGGCUAAAAUUGGUCUUACUCUUACACCAGAUAAAGAGAUUGUCCUAACAAUCUCGCCAGGUGAUAAAGGCAAGAAAGGAAAUGGUGUUGUUUACACUCGUUGGGGAAAGACAACUUGCAGAGAGGGAGCAGAAUUAGUCUAUGCUGGAUAUGCUGGAGGCAGUGGACAUGAUGAGCAUGGAGGAGGAGCAAACAUUGUGUGUAUGCCAACCACUGGUGUGGGACAUCUCAGCACUCAAAAUCCUGGACACCAUACUUUCAUGUAUGGAUCAGAGUAUCAAUCACACAACAAGAUCUGGAGUAACCACGACUGGAAUGUCCCUUGUGCUGUGUGUUAUGUUCCUGACAAAUCCACUAAACUGCAGUUGCCUGGUAGGAUCACCUGUCCAGAUUCAUGGACCCAAGAGUACAGAGGUUACUUAAUGGCAGAAAGCAGAGGACACCGAAGAAAUCAAGUCUUUGAAUGCAUCGAUGAAGCUGGAGAGAAGAUUCCUGGCAGCAAUAGGGAUACAAAUGGUGCACUGCUGUACUUUGUGAUGCCCAAGUGUGACAGGGGAAUCCCUUGUGGUCCUUAUAAUGCCAAUAUUGCUAUAACCUGCUCCAUUUGCACUCGCUAAGAGUUUCUAAUAUGGACUGAGGAUACCGGACUUUAAUAAAUUAAGACUUUUGAUGUGUGUGUCUGCUGUAGUUAGUAUAAUUGUUUUGGUUUAUAAGGAAUUUUGAAUCUAUUGAUUUUAAAUUAUUUAAUUUUUGGUCUGAGUUGGACAAUUUAGCAAGA